AAAUGCCUGCGAAUUCAAGUGACUGUUAAUAUGUGACAUUUAACUGUUGACAGUCCAUCGGGUCAAAAUGUAUUCUGGACUUCUCUGGACACUAGCCACACUUCUAGUCGCAUCAGACGCGCUUGUGGGAAAAGAAUGUAAAGCUACCACAGAGUGUGACCAGGAUGAAUGCUGUGAGAUACUGACCGGCCCGGUCGUCAUGAGCAGACGACAGGAUCUGUUGAUGUCAACCAUUGCCCCAAACAAUGAGAAAGGCACUUGCCAGAAGUACAUUGCUGAAGGCGCGGGUUGUGUCUUUUUCCAAUGGCAAGCUGGGCAGUGCGGUUGUACCCCAGGCACUGAAUGUACCCGACAUGAAAUCCCUUACACAGACUUUAUGAUGUGGAACAUGGUAGCUUCACGACCUGGCUACAUCUGGUUCCAUUCCUGUCUAAAGGUGCAGGCAUGAUCGUCUGCUUAGAGGUUGACAUGAUUUACAAUGGAUUCUCAGAAUUUGAAUAAAAUCAGAUUAGUAUUUAUCAUUA
This is a messenger RNA of Biomphalaria glabrata, 524 nucleotides long. RefSeq lists its product as uncharacterized. NCBI's taxonomy places the organism in Eukaryota, Metazoa, Mollusca, Gastropoda, Planorbidae. The transcript is spliced from 3 exons. The record is from RefSeq and is a predicted model, not a curated record. The coding region runs from base 68 to 448 and encodes 126 amino acids.